CACAGCAAGCGCUUCAUCAUAGAAGUCAAAUCAGAGCAAAUAAUUAAGUGUGGUUAGAGCUACCUGCGGCCUGGGCCAUUCAAAAGAAGGCAGAGAGCAGGAGGAGGAGCGAGGACAGGUGCAGGGCAGGUAGCUCCGUCCUGGGGCCUGACGGUGUGGGAAGGAUCCCCUCCGUAAAGACAGGCUCUCCGUGAUAAAUGGAAUAAGGUUGUGGUGCCUUUCCAAUAUUCACUACCAAGACAGAGCCAGCAGGCAGUGAGGGGGUGAACAGCUUUGGCAGAGGAGAGCUCUUCUCCUUUUUAAGGUGUUCUUCAAGUCCCGAUGGGCUGGAGGUCCUCCAGGUAGCUCCCGGGGCUUCCACACAUUCAUUGGAGGACCGCUUGUGAUCCAGAAGCCGAAUGCCUGAAAGAAAUGAUUCAAAGAAGAUCAGACAGCGUCCACACCUGGACUCCCCUUGGAAUGCUUCAGGGACGCGUGGAUGUCACCUUGGACCGGGUGGACGCGGCCGGUGUCUAGACGUCCUCCCGACCGCAGGUGCUGGGCACCAGCAGCGCCCAGGUGUGUAGCACAGCCCGCGGCAUGGCUCUUAAGAUGCUCCUGCCUGCAAGCCCUGCGAGCUGCUUGCUGUUGCUGGUGGCCCUCGCCGGUGCUGAAGCAGCUUCCGACUCGAAUGAAUCUGCAAAUUCCACUGCCCAAGAUGCCGUGAGUGCCCGGUUCGCUGCCUCCAGCAGAGAGCCGGCUGAGAGGAUCUCUGUGUUUGAGCUGGACUAUGACUACGUGCAGGUUCCUUACGAGGUGACCCUCUGGAUACUUCUAGCGUCUCUUGCAAAAAUAGGCUUCCAUCUCUACCGCCGGCUGCCGCGCCUCAUGCCUGAGAGCUGCCUGCUCAUCCUGGUGGGCGCCCUGGUGGGCAGCGUCAUCUUCGGCACUGACCACAAGUCGCCGCCUGUCAUGGACUCCAGCAUCUACUUCCUCUACCUGCUGCCGCCCAUCGUGCUGGAGAGCGGCUACUUCAUGCCCACCCGGCCCUUCUUCGAGAACCUGGGCUCCAUCCUGUGGUGGGCAGGCCUGGGCGCGCUCAUCAACGCCUUUGGCAUCGGCCUGUCCCUCUACCUGGUCUGCCAGGUGCAGGCCUUCGGCCUGGGCGACCUGCACUUGCUGCAAAACCUGCUCUUCGGCAGCCUGAUCUCUGCCGUGGACCCAGUGGCCGUGCUGGCCGUGUUCGAGGAGGCGCGGGUCAACGAGCAGCUCUACAUGAUGAUCUUCGGGGAGGCUCUGCUCAACGACGGCAUCAGCGUGGUCUUAUACAAUAUAUUAAUUGCCUUCACAAAGAUGCAUAAAUUUGAAGACAUAGAACCUGUUGACAUUUUGGCCGGAUGUGCCCGGUUCAUUGUUGUGGGCUGUGGAGGAGUAUUUUUUGGCAUCAUUUUUGGAUUCAUUUCUGCAUUUAUCACACGUUUCACUCAGAACAUCUCUGCGAUUGAACCCCUCAUUGUCUUCAUGUUCAGCUACCUGUCUUACUUAGCUGCUGAAACUCUCUACCUGUCUGGCAUCCUAGCAAUCACAGCCUGUGCAGUGACAAUGAAAAAGUACGUGGAAGAAAACGUGUCCCAGACCUCCUACACGACCAUCAAGUACUUCAUGAAGAUGCUGAGCAGCGUCAGCGAGACCCUCAUCUUCAUCUUCAUGGGCGUGUCCACCAUUGGGAAGAACCACGAGUGGAACUGGGCCUUCAUCUGCUUCACGCUAGUCUUCUGCCAGAUCUGGAGAGCCAUCAGCGUGUUUGCGCUCUUCUACGUCAGUAACCAGUUCCGGACUUUCCCCUUCUCCCUCAAGGAUCAGUGCAUCAUUUUCUACAGCGGUGUUCGAGGAGCUGGGAGCUUCUCCCUUGCGUUUUUGCUCCCUCUGUCUCUUUUUCCAAGGAAGAAACUGUUUGUUACCGCUACCCUAGUAGUGAUCUAUUUUACCGUGUUCAUUCAGGGAAUCACAAUCGGCCCUCUAGUCAGAUACUUGGACGUCAGAAAGACCAAUAAAAAAGAAUCCAUCAAUGAAGAGCUCCACAUCCGACUGAUGGAUCACCUGAAGGCGGGCAUGGAAGAUGUGUGUGGGCAGUGGAGCCACUACCAAGUGAGAGACAAGUUUAAGAAGUUUGAUCAUAAGUACUUACGGAAAAUCUUAAUCCGAAAGAACCUACCCAAAUCAAGCAUUGUCUCUUUAUACAAGAAGCUGGAGAUGAAACAAGCUAUUGAGAUGGCAGAGACUGGGAUACUAAGUUCUACCGCGUUUUCUGUACUGCAGCAGGCCCAGAGGACACAGGCGACCAAGAGGCUUUCCCCUGAAGACGUGGAGUCCAUGAGAGACAUUCUGACACAGAACCUGUACCAAGUGCGGCAAAGGACCCUGUCCUACAACAAGUACAACCUCAAGCCCCAGAGCAGCGAGAAGCAGGCGAAGGAGAUCCUGAUCCGCCGGCAGAACACGCUGAGGGAGAGCCUGCGGAAGGGCCGCAGCCUGCCCUGGGGGACACAGGUUGGCGCCAAAAACAUCCGCUACCUGUCCUUCCCCUACAGCAAGCCACAGUCCGGGCGGAGAAACGCAGGUGCUGCGGAAGCCUCAGAUGACGACAGCAGCGGCCUUGGACUCCCAUUCAUCACGUUCAGUGCGCGGCCCCAGUUGGGGUCACUUCGGGAAAGCCGGCUGGCACAGGAGGUGAUCCCCAUGAAGAGCUUACCCCAAGCGACAAUGACGGUGCCCUUCCGUGAUGGCAGAGACCCUGGGCCGGGCAGGAGGACGGUGGCACGGCCCAGGCCUCUGUUCUUCACCUUGGAGGAGGAGUUUGAGUCCAGGGCAGAGAGCGAUGAGGAGGCCUCAGCCCUCAGAGUGAGGUGGACAGCAGAGCGUGGACACAGCAGGGAGCAUGGCCAGUCCCACAGCCCUCUGCUCCGCAGGAAAUAGUGCCACUGCCACACGACUGCUUCUGACUUUCUAGCGCUCACCUUCCACUGUUGUGAGCGCGAGGUUUUCAGAUGGGCGCUGUGGAGUUUGCUUUCUUGAAGCUAUUGGACAUGGAUCUCUAAGAGACAGGAAGAUGCCUGGGAAGCUGGGAGUGAGUGGACUUGUAGAGGAGCCACAUUCUGAGCUGGGGGUGCUGAUGACAGGAGCUGAGCCCCCACGCCUUCCUAAGAGCACCCUCUGAUGGCCUCUGGCCAGCUCGUGUACCGAGAUGUAAGUGUGACUGGUUGGUGAUUCCACUCACCACGUGUGCGUGCAGCUUAGAAUCAAGUAGAGCAAGGCUGGGCCUUUGCAGUCUCCUGGCUCCAACCCCGUGUUCAGGGAUAAGGACUCCAUGGCCGAGGUCCCUGGAGAGCAGUUCUCCAUCCAGGGAAUGUAUUUGGUUUUGAUCUGGGAAUCCAGUAUGCACUAAUCCUAUCUCAAAAGAGAGGUGAAAUUUUGUAUAACAUUGCCGUAUCCAAUCGACAACAGCGAUUGAUGCGAGACACGCUCCAGGCUAAAUCUCUGAACAGUGGAUUCAAACCCUAUUUUAUAAUUGCAGCCCUGACUUUAAAAACAAACAUUAGAAACGCAGUGGCCACACAGCUGAACAACCAUGCCGUGAGCAACAGGAAUUCAUUAGGUGUGUGCAGUACUCCUCAUCACGUCCAGGCUUCGUUUCGGACCACGCACUCCAGCUGGCCGAUUUUACCAAACUACUUUACCUCCUCCCUUCUUCCCUCCCUUUCCCCUUCCCUCUCUUUUCUUGGGCCACCUGUCUGUCAAUAAUCACUCUGCAGGCUUUAUUUAAUGUGCCACAUUGAUAACAUAUGAUAAUUAACUAAAUACCCUUCUACCAUUACUAUUUCUGGUACCUCCACCAUCCUUGACUGAUUUUUUAUCCUGCCCAUCUGUAAAGGCCCCCCUUGAAUGUUCCCGAGAUCUGCCUUGACUCCUUUUGUCCUUAGGUGUCCCCAUGUUUUGGGGGUGUGCAGUGGAUUUAUCUGUGCAUUACACUUCUGCAUGGACACGUGUGUUUAUUCUGGUGGCCCAGGCUGCGAAGGACAAGGGGCAGUUUGUUCAUUUUAACUUUUCACCACUUAUCUGUUGUGCCACCUAGCCCUUUGCUUUCCAUGUUUUGUGCUUGUGUAGGUCUUAUCAGUUUUUCUCUUAUCAGGGAUAAUGACGUCUGCACUCGCGAUCGCUUGUACAUGUCGAACUGAUGACAGGAGCACAGAUUGGAAGGGAUGCGAGCAAAGUGCCCUCAGCACUCUUACCUUCUAGAUGUCACAAAUGACAGCCUGGGAUGUCACCAGAUGCCAGCUCAGGGGCUGCUGUCCCUUGCAGGGAACAGCCCACGUCCUCCGGUAGGACCUAGGGGCACCAGUAACAGGCCAAGGACAUUUGGCUUUGCCCACAGUUUAUACAGUGUGAAUGAUUCUCCCCAGCAUGCUCAGCCGAAGACAUGGCAAAGCAGCCCAUUGGUUGAUCUUCUGAAGCUGUAAUAUAAUCCCGCUUCUGAUCUCAGUAUUUUUAUUUUAAUAAAAAUUAUGCACUACCAAAUGAUAGGAAUCAGUUAAUCAGGGACAGAGCCACAUAUAAAUCCUUGGGCUUUUCUUUUUAUUUAAACAAACAAGCAAGCUAAGCAGCAGAGACAAAUUCUUGGCUCAGGAGGUGGCGGGGGCAGUGGGCUUUUACCCCCAGCGGUAGGUGAAGUACAGCGGCAGAGAGCUGUUGUCGAAAUUCACCUUCCCAAGGCCACAUGCAAGGCUGCAUAUCAGAAGCGAAGGGCACCCACAUCCCUUACUGGUCUCCAUCCAUGUAACUGCAGAAGCCAAUUGCAAGUGUCCGCCAAGAGUAGCCAGCAAGGACUCAGGGUGAGCGGGAUCUACCAGAGUUUCCCAGCUUGCUCUCAGGUGCAGGCGCCAUUAAGCAGUGGGAUUCAGGGUCCAUGUAAUUAGCAGAAGCUGCUGCUCCCCACCUGAACCAGGAACCACAUUCCACUGCAGAGAGUGAGCUCAGGCCACAGAGAAGCAGACUGCCAGAGUGACGGGUGGGCAAAGGUUUGCACAGGGGACAGUCUGAGGCCAGCAGGGCACUUGCAGGCCUGCCUGCCUGCCUUUUCCUCCAUACCAUGGUCCUCACGCAUGGGGACAUUCCAGGUCCCCCGUGGAGACUGAUUUUUCCUGUGUGCCCUGUAGUGAUGAAGUUAAUGAUAAUAAAUGCAGCUAUAACAAUGCAGGGUAAGAAGCUUACUUAAAAUGUGUGCAUUGUUUAUUUCUAGAAUUUUCCAUUGAACAUCUUUGGAUGCAGUUGACUCGGUCACUGAGACAGGAAGUGGGACUGAGGAUAAGCAAGUACUGCUGUACCAGGAAGGGACAGGGCACGGCAGAGAGGGAUGAGGUCACUGACAGCCUCGAGUCAGACCAUCUGCUGGUUGGUUAAUCUUGUGUUCUGGCACAGGACAGGGCCAGCGUGCCCGGGGGAAGGAGGUAACCAUUGAUCUUUUGGUCACUGCAUCCUGCAAUUCAACACUCACACAGUCAGACUACAUUUUGGGGAUAGGAACACGAGGCCCUGAGUUCACUUCUUCGGCAGGGACGUGGCCCAGAAGUCCCUCCUCGUGUGGGCCUGUGGAGGCCCCUGAAAGGCUGCUAGCCAUAUUAGACCUGUGGAGUUCCCAAGGAGGGGUCCUUCAGUUAGGGCUUCCAGCGCUAUUUCAAAGCACGGUGUGUGGCCAGGUGUGGUGCUGCAUAGUUGUGAUCCCAGCGCCUCAGGAGGCUGAGGCAGGAGGAUCAAGAUCGUGAGUUCCAGUCCAAUUUAAUGAGAUCUUGUUUCAAAAUAAACAAUUUUUUCAAGGGUUAAGAGUGUAGUUCAGCCAUCCCUGGGUUCAAUCCCUAGUACCGCCAACAGCAAACAAUAACAACAACAAAAUCUGCGGAGUGUUUUCUCUCCCAGGGGUUUUCCAGCAGGUGCCUGUAGUGCAGUGCGGUGAGGGGUUUCAGCUAGGCAGCUGGACUCCUUUCCCUGCUCACCCAGGGAUGAGUGAAAUUUCCUAGCGUCCCCCCAAUUCUGGGCCUGGCUUCUGGUCAACCCUCCUUGCUAGGGGCCCCAAAGAAUGUGUCUGUUUAUUUUCAACCUCAAAAAAUCACGUGCCCAACACACAAAGUCCAAAUUUUCUUCUCUGAGUUUUUGUUUUAUUUUGUUGACCUUUCUGAGCCCUAGUUUGUGUUGCUCACCUGAAGGGUCUCAGGUUUCCAGGAACUCUGACUUAGAGCGAAGCACGUUUUUAUUUAUCGUACCCAGCAGCCUCCCUCCUUACACAUUUUCCAGAUGUUUUCUGGUUCGUGGGGUGCAGAAAAAGCACACCUCCAUCUCCCUGGGAGCCAACAGGAGGCCAUGGGCACCAGUCCUGGCUUUGGUCCCCUUACGGAAAGGGAGGCCGUGGCCUUCGGGGGACACCCGUGAUUCUGAAGUGGAGAGGGGAAUCCGGACACUGAUGGAGGUCCUUGUCAUUCUCUUUCUCUGUGGACAAAGUUGGGGGCGUGGGUGGUAGGGCUGGAAUUACCACCCUGUUUCCUAGUAGAAUAGCUGCUCCUGCAGGAGAGGGGCUCCGGAGGCAGCGGGUGGCAGGGCUCCCUCUGCAGCGGGAGUGACGCUGGGCUGAGCCCGUGGAGAAGCCUCUCUCUUGCCACGCUGACCGCGCGGACUUACCUGAAUGUUUAUUUUCAUGUGUCCGCGUUUGCGGUACACAGUGAGUUUGUUUCUUGCUGGGCGUUGGUGCCUGGGCGAACGCAGCUUCACUCAUUUUACGUGGCCUUCCGUCUCUCCAUCUUGGUCUCUUCCUAUUUGUGAAAGAUCCACCUGUUUCCCAUUAUCUCUCUUGUACUUUUCUCUUUAAUUUACUUAUGCUUUGAGUUUUUCAUGGACGAGAACGCAUGAGAAAUUGAAGCUUGUGUGUCUCAUUUAUUUCAUGUAAAUCUGUGAUCUCCAGGUGCAUCCAUGACCUAUGGAUGACUCCAGUCUACCCUUCUUUGUGGCAGAGCAGUACUUCAUUGUGGGUAUAUUGUCUUUACCAACUCAUGGUGGGUACAUUGUCUUUACCAACUCAUCUGUUGGUGAACAUGCAGGCUGCAUUCAAGAGUUAGCUGUAGGAGUUGUGCUGCUAUGAACACGGCUAUGCAUGGGCACCAUAAUAUCAUCCUGAGCUCUUUUGGGGAAAUAUCUAGACCAUGUAGAUCUUAAAUCCAUGUGGUUAGUUCAGAACUCAGGCUCUGAAGUCAAACAGCUUUUAUGAGACUUGUGGCAAGUUAAUUAUUAUCCCUAAGUCGAAGUGGACCAAUAGAUAAAAUAAAUCUACCUCAUAGAACGAGUCAGUGAAAUCAGUGAAGAUUCAAUGAAAUAAUAUAUAUAAAACUUUUAGAUCAGUGUUUAGAGUUUGAUCGCUUUAGCUGUACUUGCUUAAGUGAUACGGACGCAUGAAAGAGAACAAUCACUGAUAUAAUGCCAUGCGAAGAGUGUAACUGAGGCAAAGACUUUUCUGAGAACUACUUGGUGGACAGGAUAGAGUGUAUUUGUGGGGGCCAGGGGGCGGGGUGUGGCCGGAAUUGCGGAUGCUGAAAAUCUUGGAUCACCACGGUAUUGGGUGGUCCUGUCCAUCAGUUCAGAGCUCAUCAUCAAAAGCAAAACCAGAGACAAAACCCGGGUAUGGAUUAUUCACAUUUUUCAGGAGUAUUCUCCUUUUCCCAUCAAAGCACAAUGUUAUCUUGCUUAUUUUUGUGUCAUUCCCUCAACAUUAUUGCAUUCUCUAGUUUGGGGGAUCAUUAGCCUUUCAUAUGAUCUAAUUCUCAUUUAUUUUCAAAGAGAUCAUGGACUCAGAGCCCCUGCCAUCUCCUGAGACAACCUGUUCAUAAAGGAGAAAAAAUUCAAUGGGGUUUAAUUCUUUAGCUUGGAAUUUCAGUGUGGAAUUUCUUUCCUGGAACAGGACUUCUCUCCAAAAAAGUGACUCUCUUUAGAGAAAGAAAUGCUUAAGAGCUUUUAGCCGAGAAAAAAAAUGGUUUCUGGUGUGUUUUACAAUGUUCCAAAAUGAGGCAAAAUGAAUUUCUGAAAAAUAAAGUCAGUGCAUAUGUUGCA
Messenger RNA from Chinchilla lanigera (long-tailed chinchilla), 8124 nucleotides. RefSeq names its product solute carrier family 9, subfamily A (NHE4, cation proton antiporter 4), member 4 (gene Slc9a4). Gene Ontology annotation, cellular component: membrane. The transcript is spliced from 12 exons. Gene Ontology annotation, biological process: sodium ion transport; proton transmembrane transport; regulation of pH. The record is from RefSeq and is a predicted model, not a curated record. Lineage: Eukaryota; Metazoa; Chordata; Mammalia; Rodentia; Chinchillidae. Gene Ontology annotation, molecular function: sodium:proton antiporter activity. The coding region runs from base 580 to 2955 and encodes 791 amino acids.